Messenger RNA from Glycine soja, 1731 nucleotides. Its product is annotated as cytochrome P450 89A2-like. Gene Ontology annotation, molecular function: oxidoreductase activity, acting on paired donors, with incorporation or reduction of molecular oxygen, NAD(P)H as one donor, and incorporation of one atom of oxygen; heme binding; iron ion binding. The transcript has a single exon. Gene Ontology annotation, cellular component: membrane. The record is from RefSeq and is a predicted model, not a curated record. NCBI's taxonomy places the organism in Eukaryota, Viridiplantae, Streptophyta, Magnoliopsida, Fabales, Fabaceae. The coding region runs from base 108 to 1604 and encodes 498 amino acids.
CUCAGCUAUAUAAUUGGCUCUCAUUCGACACUCACACCUUAAUUAUCAACGACACUGAGCCUCACUCUCACUCUCACUCUCGUGAAAAGUGAACCAAGUCCCCACCCAUGGAAGCCUGGUUCAUAAUCCUAGUCACUCUUUGUGUCUGCGUGCUGAUAAGAGCCAUACUAUUCUCUCUUCACAAGAAAACCAUAACCAUCCCUCCAGGCCCUCCUCACAUCCCAAUCAUCUCAAGCAUUCUAUGGCUCCGAAAAUCCAUAUCCGAACUCGAAGCAGUUGUGAAAACACUCCACGCCAAAUAUGGCCCCAUCAUCACUCUCCGCAUUGGCACUGAGCCCACCAUAUUCAUUGCCGAUCACUCCCUCGCCCACCAAGCCCUAAUCCAACACGGUUCCCUCUUCGCCAACCGCCCUAAGGAUGGCGGCUUUAAAAUCCUCACCAACAACCGACACCAAAUCAACUCCUCCUCCUACGGCGCCACGUGGCGCACCCUCCGCCGCAACCUCGCCUCCCAAAUGCUUCACCCUUCCCGUGUCAAGUCCUUCUCCGGAAUCCGCAAGGAAGUCCUCCACACCCUCCUCACCCGCCUCAAAUCAGAUUCUGAAUCAAACAAGUCCAUAAAAGUCAUCGAUCACUUCCAAUACGCCAUGUCCUGCUUGCUCAUCCUCAUGUGCUUCGGUGAACCACUCGAUGAGGGGAAAGUCAGAGAAAUCGAGCUCGUGCUGCGGAAAUUGCUUCUGCACUUUCAGAGUUUCAACAUCCUCAAUUUCUGGCCCAGAGUCACGCGCGUUUUGUGUCGCAAUCUUUGGGAGCAGCUGCUUAGGAUGCAGAAGGAGCAAGAUGACGCAUUGUUUCCGCUUAUAAGAGCCAGGAAGCAAAAGCGAACCAACAACGUCGUUGUCUCCUAUGUUGACACGCUGUUGGAGUUGCAGCUGCCUGAGGAGAAACGCAAUCUGAGCGAAGGGGAAAUUUCGGCUCUGUGUGCCGAGUUUAUAAACGCGGGUUCGGAUACUACUUCGAUGUCACUGCAGUGGGUAAUGGCGAAUUUGGUGAAGUACCCGCACGUGCAAGAAAGGGUCGUAGAUGAGAUUAGAAACGUCUUGGGCGAGAGAGUGAGAGAAGAGAGGGAAGUGAAAGAAGAAGACUUGCAGAAACUGCCUUAUCUGAAAGCUGUGAUUUUGGAAGGGUUGAGGCGACACCCACCAGGGCACUUUACUUUGCCGCAUGUUGUGGCCGAGGACGUGGUUUUUAAUGAUUACUUGGUUCCUAAAAAUGGGACAGUGAAUUUCAUGGUGGGGAUGAUAGGGUUGGACCCUAAGGUAUGGGAGGAUCCAAUGGCGUUUAAGCCAGAGAGGUUUUUGAAUGAUGAAGGGUUUGAUAUAACUGGGAGUAAAGAGAUUAAGAUGAUGCCCUUUGGUGCUGGGAGAAGGAUUUGCCCUGGCUAUAAGUUGGCUUUGCUUAAUUUGGAGUACUUUGUGGCUAAUUUGGUUUUGAAUUUUGAAUGGAAGGUACCAGAGGGAGGGGAUGUGGAUUUGACUGAGAAACAAGAGUUCAUUACGGUCAUGAAAAAUGCAUUGCAGGUUCAUUUUAUUCCUCGGAUCUAGGCUCUGUACGCAACUCAUUAUAUACUAAAUAAUACUGCCUAUCAAUGAUAGGUUCAAAAUAAUUUUAUAAAAUUAAGAUGAUGUAAUGAUACUUUGAUGGUUAAUGCAAAAAGUAUGGUUUAUUGGA